Molecule: messenger RNA, 2227 nt
Organism: Podarcis raffonei (Aeolian wall lizard)
Lineage: Eukaryota; Metazoa; Chordata; Lepidosauria; Squamata; Lacertidae
Product: zinc finger protein 551-like
Exons: 3
Coding region: 243-950 (235 amino acids)
Biological process (GO): regulation of transcription by RNA polymerase II
Molecular function (GO): RNA polymerase II cis-regulatory region sequence-specific DNA binding; DNA-binding transcription factor activity, RNA polymerase II-specific
Source: RefSeq, a predicted model, not a curated record
GUGACUAGAUUCCAAAUUGCACAUCUGAUGGAUAAGAAAAUCCUGUGUGCAUAGCCCACGAAGCUUCUGCUUUUACUUCUCUGACUGUAUCUUUCAGAAAGCAUGAAACCCUUUUUUUCCAGGGUCUUCUGGUCUUGGAUCAGGUACCUGAACACCAUAGCAUCGAACAGUGGACUUCCAAGGAACCCAGGAAGAGACCAUUGAGCAGAGGCCCAGAGGAACACAAGGAAGUAGGGAACGGGAUGAAAAGUGAGGACGAGAUCAAGGUCUUUCAGUGGAAGGACCAGACACAAAGGGAGCAGAAUAUGACUGCGCCAGGCGAAUGCCACAAGGUUUCAAAUCCUUCCUGUCAUCUCGUUCUGAAGAAUCUCAAAAGGGAAGAGCCAAUUGCAACCGAGUACACGUUUGAGAAUAACGUGCCAGGAUUCCAAGGCCACCCAAGCCGCCGGGAAACCGGAGGACCCCAAGCCCUGCUGGAGAAGAAGCCCCACGAAUGCCCGGCCUGCGAGAAAAACUUCCGCCGGUUUUCCACCCUGGUUACCCACCAGCGCAUCCACACUGGGGAGAGGCCUUACCAGUGCCGCCAGUGCGGCAAGAGCUUCAGCCAGAGCUCCAACCAUUUCCGGCACGAGAAAAUCCACACGGGCGAGAGGCUCCACAGCUGCCCCGAGUGCGGGAAGUGCUUCUGCUUCGCCUCGGACGUUGCCAAACACCAGAAAGUCCACCGGGCAGGGAGGUCCCUGAUGUGCUCCGUGUGUGGGAGAGGUUUCAGGGGCUGCACGACCCUCGCCCGGCACCAGCGCACUCACUCGAGUGCCAGGCCUUACGAGUGCCCCGAUUGCAGCAAAGGCUUCUGGUUUAAUUGCUUCCUCCUGGCUCACCGGAGGACGCACACAGGAGAGAAGCCGCAUAGGUGUGCUUCGUGUGGGAAAAGCUUCAGCUCGCGCUAGGCCCUCUAUGCUCACCGCCGGGGCCAUACCGACGAGAAGCCCUUUAAGUGUCCGGACUGCGGGAAGGGCUUUGGCCAGAAUUUGACCCUGAAGACGCACCAGAGAGUUCAUACGAAUGAGAAGCCCUACCGGUGCUCAGACUGUGGGAAAGGCUUCGGACAGCACUCCACCCUUCUGAAACAUUGGAUAAUCCACACCGGGUAUAAGCCUUACCUGUGUGGCGAAUGCGAAAAGAUCUUCAAUCGCAGUUCCGCCCUUUUGGCCCACAAAAGGAUCCACACAGGGGAGAAGCCGUUUGCAUGUCCUGACUGUGGGAAAAGCUUCACUCAAAACGGGCAUCUGAUUCGACACCGGACGGUCCAUGCCAAAGAUGUGGGAGCCCGCUAAACUAAGGCUGCGCAGAGACCAGAAAUGAAUCCAGUUCUCGCUAAGGGCUGAAGAUGCUUGAUCUGGAUGGCUGGUCCAGCAGCUGUAGUAAUAAUAAUAAUAAUAAUAAUAAUAAUAAUAAUAAUAAUAAUAAUAAUUCUUUUAUUAUUUGUACCCCAGCCAUCUGACUGUGUUGUCCCAGCCGCACUAGGCAGCUUCCAACAAGUAUAUAGUGGUACCUCGGGUUAAGUACUUAAUUCGUUCCAGAGGUCCGUUCUUAACCUGAAACUGUUCUUAACCUGAAGCACCACUUUAGCUAAUGGGGCCUCGCACCGCCGGAGCACGAUUUCUGUUCUCAUCCUGAAGCAAAGUUCUUAACCCGAAGUACUAUUUCUGGGUUAGCGGAGUCUGUAAUCUGAAGCGUAUGUAACCUGAAGCGUAUGUAACCCGAGGUACCACUGUAAAAGCAUAAUAAAACAUCAAACAUUGACAACUUCCCUUCACAGGGCUGCCUUCAGAGGGUUCCACAGGGUGGGUGCCACUAGUGAGAAGGACCUCUGCCUGUACAAGCACUGAGGGUAGCCUGAAUGGUUAGAGCGUAGCGCUGAUAACACCAAGGUUGCAGGUUCAAUUCCCAUUUGGGACAGCUGCAUUGCAGAGGGUUGAAAUAGAGGGCCCCUUCCAGCUCGAUGAUUCUACAACUCCUGCUCUUGGAGGUACAUGGGGACAGCUUAAGCUGAAAAACUAUUUUUGUUUGGACUGCGUGGGGGCAUUUAAAAAAAUAAUAAUUGGGAGGAGUGGCUUGGUAGGUUUGCAAGCUGCUGGGAACUGGUGCCUCUGCAGAGUGGGUGAUAGGAAGAGGGAAACACCCCCCCAAUAUACACACUAAUUGUGGAUACUAGUGCCUGUGA